Messenger RNA from Solanum dulcamara, 1102 nucleotides. Its product is annotated as AT-hook motif nuclear-localized protein 22-like. Bases 168 to 824 code for a protein of 218 amino acids. The transcript has a single exon. Gene Ontology annotation, molecular function: minor groove of adenine-thymine-rich DNA binding; DNA-binding transcription factor activity. Gene Ontology annotation, biological process: vegetative to reproductive phase transition of meristem. Gene Ontology annotation, cellular component: nucleus. The record is from RefSeq and is a predicted model, not a curated record. NCBI's taxonomy places the organism in Eukaryota, Viridiplantae, Streptophyta, Magnoliopsida, Solanales, Solanaceae.
AUAUGUACACAUAACCCAUAGUAUCAUAUAUGGCCGAUCUAACUCUCUUCUCUUAGUUAGCUAAACCCUAACACAAAAAUUACCUUUUACUUACUUGUACUUCAAUUUUUUUAGCUUCUUCACUCCUUUUCUUGAAGAAAUUAAGUGUAGAAUUGAAGUAAAAGGCUAUGGAUGAGGAAGGAGAGAUGUCAAGAAGGCCAAGAGGACGACCCGCUGGAUCAAAAAACAAGCCCAAACCACCCAUUAUCAUCAAUCGAGACAGCGCCAACGCCCUCCGAACACACAUCAUCGAAAUCGCGGACGGUUGUGAUGUAAUGGAAAGCGUAUCCAAUUUUUCGAGAAGAAGGCAAAGAGGAGUUUGUAUUAUGAGUGGAACGGGAAAUGUUAUUAAUGUCAACUUAAAACAACCAGCUUCACCUGGUGAGAUUGUAACUCUUCACGGUCGAUUUGAGAUCUUAUCUUUAUCCGGAUCUUUCCUGCCUCCGCCAGCUCCCCCAGCAGCUUCGGGGUUGACUAUUUAUUUAGCUGGCGGACAAGGACAAGUAGUAGGAGGAAGCGUGGUUGGUGCGCUUAUGGCAUCAGGACCGAUUGUUAUUAUGGCUGCUUCAUUUAGUAAUGCGGCUUAUGAAAGGCUUCCAUUGGAAGAGGAUGAUCAGAAUCCUCUUUCAAUGCCAGGAGGUACUCUGGGAUCUCCUGGCGGACAACAACAACAGCAAUUACUAGGCGACCCAUCAAUGUUUCAUGGGACGCCGCCACCAAACCUUCUCAACUCAAUUCAAUUACCUCAUGAAGGAUAUUGGUCAACAGGCCGACCUCCAUUCUAACUUGAAGGAAUUUACGGGUAUUAUUGUUUCAUGAGUUUUUUUUUUCUAACUUUUUUUUAUUACAUUGAGAGAUCAAGAAAGUGGAUAAUAUGAAUUCAACUCACACUUAUAAUGUCGAAGAUUUCCAGUGGGACCACUUAAACUUCCUCCCUCUCUAUCGAAGAGUACUUGUUAGGAUUUAUUUUUAGCAAAAGGAAUUUUUCAGGCCGUUGACCAUUUGAAGUAAGUUUGUAGUAAUUCUUUCCUUUGAAUACUUCUUACUUUAAAUUACAUCCUUU